Drosophila serrata is the source of this 1685-nucleotide messenger RNA. RefSeq names its product putative methyltransferase-like protein 25. The record is from RefSeq and is a predicted model, not a curated record. NCBI's taxonomy places the organism in Eukaryota, Metazoa, Arthropoda, Insecta, Diptera, Drosophilidae.
GAUUACAGUUUCUAGGACGAUGUCCAAGGUGGGAGUUGCCCAGUUGCAGAGGCGGAUUGAUGGUUUGCUUGCUUUUCUCCAUCCCCACUGGGACUUUGUGAAUUGUCAUAUGGUGAAUUACUUGACGGACCAACAUUGGGACAAUUUUCUACCAGACGCUUUGAAAAAGGAGAUUGCAGGAAAGGAAGAUGUGGACUUAGCCAUAGAGCAUUUAUUUUGGCAAGGACGUGAAUCAAAGGACGCAUUCCCUGAAUGGAAAAGUUUUCUAGCCCAAGGGGAGCACGAACGUCUGUCGCUUCAUCCAGAGCUGUUGACGACUGUGGAGGAGCUCAUUGAGGGACAGGAAAACGCCGCUCAACUAAGCAUUCGAGAAUUUAUGAGUGCGAAAAAGUGUCAUGAGGUGGAGCUAACAGCCGCUUUGGUAGAUAACCUUGUUAAGAACUCGAGUCAGCCUUGCUGCAUUGUAGAUGCUGGCGAUGGCAAAGGCUAUCUCUCGUCCCGCCUAGCGCUCCAAUAUGACCAUCACGUACUCGGCAUUGACGCCAAUGCUGCCAACACAGAGAAUGCUCUGAGCCGGAAUCGUAAACUUCAGCGAGCUUGGAAUGGCCUCACGGAACGCGCAGAGCUGCAGAGUCAAGGCAUUACUCCCAAAAGGCGUGGUAAAAGGUCGGCUACCCGAGAUGUCCCAAAAAAUGCUCCUUUGUUGGAGAACUACAAAACUACAGCCAGAUUUAUAACGACCGAUCUAAAUUUUGGCGAGUUACUGGCCGAGCAAUUUCCUCAGCUAGCAGGUAUAGGCAAGCCCAAAAACAACAUUUGCCUGACUGGACUCCACACCUGCGGAAAUCUAGCUUCCACUUGCCUGCAGGUCUUCCACGCCCAAUCAGACUGCCGACUACUAUGUAAUAUUGGCUGCUGCUAUCAUCUGCUAAGGGAACGCUUCUCCAAACAGGAGUUCUUUGGCAACAAGGCGCUGAUGAAGCAAACUGACUUUGGCUUUCCCUUGAGUCAGUAUCUUCGGGAACGACAAGUCCGAAUGGGUCGAAAUGCCAGGAUGCUGGCGGCUCAAUCCAUUGAGAGAACCCUGGAUGCCAAGGAGUUGCCAAGCAUAACACUGUAUUACCGGGCUCUCCUAGAGAUUCUGGUUUGCCGCCAUGCGCAGCAUUUAAAAAAUGAACUGCAGGUGGGCAAGGUGCGGAAAAUCGAGGAUUUCCCGAACUACAUUCGAAAGUGUGCCUCCAAAUUGGAAGCUCCUUGGCUGGCCGCAAUUGAAGAGGCUGAACUUCAAGCUCUGCAGGAAUAUGCUAAGGAUAAGCAAUAUUUGGACCUGUUCUAUCUGCUGCGCAUGUCCUUUGCUCCGGUUCUAGAGAGUCUGAUACUACUGGACCGCCUGCUGUAUCUGAAGGAACUCGGCUAUGAGCGCAGCUAUUUAAUAGAUUUGUUUGAUCCUGUCAUAUCACCCAGACACUACGCCAUUGUUGCUAUAAAGCAGCAUCGGUCUUGACAUUAACAUCAUAAUCGGGCUCUAAGUAAUAGUUCAUUUAUGAUAAGCGUGAAAUACAUUUGAUACAGAAUAAUUAAUUGCCUUAGAUUAGCUUUAUAUUUGGCAAUGUGAUAAAGUUAUACUUGAAUAAAGCAUAUUAAUCAUGCUCUAUAUCAAUUCUUUGCCGUAGGUUAGUACGAUU